ACCACGUGAGAAAGACAUCUUAAAUUUCUGAAAAAAGCCGCGAACUCAAUUGUUUCGUGACUUCGAGUUUACACACUCUCAACGCAAAUUAUCACAAAAUGUCGACCAGCACGAUGCAUUUUGGCCCCGAAUGGAUGCGCACCAAGCAACCAGCAUUUCGGAUGCAGGCCGAGCCGACUCCACCACCGCCAGCAAGUGCUCCGGCUUCAUACGCGUCCACAUAUUCUGCUCUUGUCUCUUCUGCACCACCACCACUCUCCGAUAGCCGAGAUGAGGCCCACCCUUUCAGGUAUUCCAAAGAGGAGCUCCUUCAAAUUUUCCGUGAUGGAGGUGGACAGGGUGGCUUGGGCCUGGAAGUCGAGCGCUGGGAAGGUGUCGUUCGUGAAAUAGGAACAGAGCCUACAUCCCUACGCGAAAUGGGAGAGGCCGAAAAGAAGGUGAGUGCAGCCCCAAGAUGUUCAGUCCGUACUGUCGCGUUUUCGUCUGCUGACUGGGGCCUCAUGUCCUGCAGCUCUUUUCGGUCUCCUUGAACUCAGAUUUACGCCGUCGCCAGUCCACCGACUACCUUCCUGCCUCGUCCGGCCAGAAUUCUGGAGCAGACAGACCUAGGUUGGCCCACGUAAACUCAGCUACGGG
This is a messenger RNA of Desarmillaria tabescens, 636 nucleotides long. RefSeq lists its product as uncharacterized. The transcript has a single exon. NCBI's taxonomy places the organism in Eukaryota, Fungi, Basidiomycota, Agaricomycetes, Agaricales, Physalacriaceae. The record is from RefSeq and is a predicted model, not a curated record. Bases 99 to 530 code for a protein of 143 amino acids.